Salarias fasciatus (jewelled blenny) is the source of this 643-nucleotide messenger RNA. RefSeq names its product asparagine--tRNA ligase, cytoplasmic-like. Lineage: Eukaryota; Metazoa; Chordata; Actinopteri; Blenniiformes; Blenniidae. The coding region runs from base 1 to 507 and encodes 168 amino acids. The record is from RefSeq and is a predicted model, not a curated record. The transcript is spliced from 8 exons.
AUGACCCUUGACCCCCAUCAUCGUAUCAGUGAACUGAGAGAAUCAUGGCUUUUGCUCCGCACCACCGCCGAGACGGAGGCGGACUGUACAGCUUCUCCAGCCGGCCCAGAGCGGUGGAGAGCCGGCCGCGCUACCGGGAGCCUCCGGCCGCACGGUGAGCUGUACGUCUCAGACAAAUGCGGCAGCGACCAGGAUGGAGAUGGCACGCAGCAGAAACCCUUCAAGACCCCGCUCAGAGCUCUGCAGUUUGCUGGAAAGGAGCCGUUCCCCGUCCUCUACGUGGACUCCCAGAAAGAGGACGAGCGCUGGGCGGUGAUCUCCAAGACGCAGAUGAAGAACGCAAAGAAGGCUUUUAACCGCGAGCAGAUGAAGAGCGACAGCAAAGACAAGAAGGAGGCCGAGGACGGCGAGAGGAGGGAGAAGAACCUGGAGGAAGCCAAGAAGAUCGUCAUCCAGAACGACCCCAGCCUGCCCGAGGGGGGGUGUUGUGUGCCGUCCGGGGGUUAAAAUCCAUAAAGUGGAGGAGCAGAGAGGCCAGAGAGUGAAGGUGUUCGGAUGGGUGCACCGCCUCAGGAGGCAGGGAAAGAACCUGAUGUUCAUCGUGCUGAGGGACGGGACGGGCUUCCUGCAGUGCGUUCUGUCC